Messenger RNA from Geodia barretti, 600 nucleotides. Lineage: Eukaryota; Metazoa; Porifera; Demospongiae; Tetractinellida; Geodiidae. The record is from the annotation of a GenBank genome assembly.
AUGCUCAUCAAGGAAGAAUGUCUACAACUUAUCGCAAACCAUCGUACAGACGAAGUUGUUGUCACGACAAUGGGAACUACCGUGCCGUGGGGCAAAAUAUCAACACAUCCUUUGGACUACGCCUCCGUCGGAAGUGCGAUGGGACACGCCGCCGACUUCGCACUCGGCAUCGCACUUGCUAAACCGGAUAAAAAGGUAAUCGUGCUCAACGGUGACGGAAGCAUGCUGAUGUGUUUAGGUACUUUGGCGACGAUUACCGCCCUGAACACACCACCACUUAACUAUCUGCUUUUCGUCUCUGACAACGGCACCUACGAAGUCACGGGCAAUCAACCGGUGCCCGCUGGCAAUGCAGGUUUCAGUUGGACCACGAUUGCGAGAGGUGUCGGUUUUGAGCAGGUUUAUGAAUUUGACGAUUCAAACGCACUUGAUGAAGCACUCCCGAAGAUCUGGAAUGAAACUGGACCCACUUUUGUGAACCUAAAGAUUGCGCAAGCGGACGAACCGCCACCUGAUCGGUGGGGUGGUUUUCCGUACCCAUAUCUGCAAGAGUCACUCGCCGAAUCUACGCAUAAGUUAAAACAAGCACUCGCAAGGUAG